Messenger RNA from Drosophila ficusphila, 1251 nucleotides. RefSeq names its product odorant receptor 2a (gene Or2a). The record is from RefSeq and is a predicted model, not a curated record. The coding region runs from base 1 to 1167 and encodes 388 amino acids. Gene Ontology annotation, biological process: detection of chemical stimulus involved in sensory perception of smell; sensory perception of smell. Gene Ontology annotation, molecular function: odorant binding; olfactory receptor activity. Gene Ontology annotation, cellular component: plasma membrane. The transcript has 2 exons. Lineage: Eukaryota; Metazoa; Arthropoda; Insecta; Diptera; Drosophilidae.
AUGGCAGUGCAAGACGAAAUUCAACUGGACACCCAUAGAGCUCUCUUUUACCACUGGCGGGUUUGGGAGCUUACUGGCCUGAUGCGACCACCAGGGGUUUCCCGCUUGAGCUACCUGGUGUACUCCAUUGCGAUCAAUUUGGUGGUCACCUUGUUGUUUCCCCUGAGUCUGAUCGCCAACCUGUUGUUCACCACCAAUUUGGCCGGAAUGUGCGAGAAUCUGACCAUUACCAUCACGGAUGUUGUGGCCAACUUGAAAUUUGUCAACGUGUACCACGUGCGGAAGCAGCUUCAUGAAAUCCGAACGCUCCUGCGGCAAAUGGAUCUGAGGGCCACGCAAGUGGGAGAUCCCGAGGAACUGUCCGCUUUGAGGAGGGAAGUGGAGAUCGCACAGGGCAGCUUUCUGACCUUUGCAAGGAUCUUUGUUUUUGGCACCUUGUUGAGCUGCAUUCGGUUGAUCAUUCGUCCUGAUCGGGAGCUUCUGUAUCCGGCUUGGUUCGGCAUCGACUGGCGCAAUUCGACGCGAAGCUAUGUUCUGAUUAACAUCUACCAGCUCUUCGCUUUGGUGGCACAGGCCGUCCAGAACUGCGCCAGCGACUCGUAUCCUCCGGCGUUUCUCUGCCUGCUCACGGGUCACAUGCGUGCCUUGGAGCUGAGGGUGCGGCGCAUCGGCUUUGGGCCAGAUUUGAGCAAGGAGGAGGUGUACGAGGAGCUGAUCGAGUGCAUUCGAGAUCUGAUGCGCGUGCAUCGGCUGAGGGAGAUCAUCCAGCACAUCCUUUCGGUGGCCUGCAUGGCCCAGUUCGCCUGCUCCGCCGCCGUUCAGUGCACCGUGACCAUGCACUUCUUGUACAUGGCGGCUGACCACGAACUGACCGCCAUGAUUAUCUCCAUUGUCUUCUUCACGGCCGUCACCUUGGAGGUGUUGGUCAUCUGUUACUUUGGCGACAGGAUGCGAACGCAAAGCGAAGCUUUGUGCGAUGCCUUUUACGCCUGCAAUUGGGUUGAACAGCUGCCCAAAUUCAAGCGGGCUCUUCACUUCACGCUGGCCAGAACCCAGAGGCCAUCGCUCAUCUUUGCCGGCAACUACAUCCCCCUCUCCCUGGAGACCUUUGAGCAGGUCAUGCGGUUCACCUACUCUGUUUUUACGCUUCUGCUACGCGCCAAGUAAUUUUGAUUGCCUGGUGCUUGAAACGAAAUCCGUAUAUUUCGAAUUAAUCUUAACUAAUAUUUAUCUUUCAUUAAUAUAAAUUUC